Messenger RNA from Truncatella angustata, 1908 nucleotides. RefSeq lists its product as uncharacterized. The record is from RefSeq and is a predicted model, not a curated record. Lineage: Eukaryota; Fungi; Ascomycota; Sordariomycetes; Amphisphaeriales; Sporocadaceae. The coding region runs from base 1 to 1908 and encodes 635 amino acids. The transcript has a single exon.
AUGGCGCCAUAUCUGGCAUUGAGCGCUAAUGCACUUGCCGCUACGAUACUCGGAUUGGUCAUUGCCUAUGGCAUCAAGUUCUACAGGGUGGUACAUGUCGAUGGCAAGGUCGGCCCGGACACGGUGACGCGAUGCCUGUUUAUCGGCGACAAUGGGGAGUGCGAGGCCGUGGAUGUGGAACAUUGUUUCUGGAGCUCGCAGAUCAUGAUGAUAGCUCUCGCAGUGGGCGGUAUCCUCGUGGCCGAUUUUGCGCUCUGGGCUUACUCACUUCAGAAGGAGUAUUUGGACGCACGAGUCGGCAACUGUCCAAGGACAGAGCUCCUCGCGAGACUGUUGGGCUCAGAAGGGGCUCGAAUUGAAGCUGAAGUUGAAGCUGAAGUUGAGGAAGAGGCGAGCGGCGGAUCCGGUACGACUUCACGCCGUCGCGAGCGCUCAAGCCUGCCGACAACACUCUUGAGCGCCUUGAGCUGCGCAUCGGCGCUGGCGCUAUUUGCACCGCAUAAGACGACUCUGAAGACGUUACGUCCCUUGACAUCAUAUCCUGCGACUGACUACGCCAUGCAUUUUGGCGAAUACAUGAUCCCAGCUCAAGAUAUCAACACUGCCUUAAGCGAGUUCUUGGUCGAAAGUGCUGCGUUCACACGAGACCAUGCAAUCCAACACAUUAUGUCAAAUGGGAACGAGUCAUAUAAUCGGGGUCAAUCAGGCGGCGGGCGUACAUAUCGCAUUGGCGAUACAAGCUACGAGGGCCCCAGAACCAACGGCGUUGGAGUGAAUGUAGCAAGCUUCAAUGACUACUUCCUUUCCAGCCGGGGCCGGCGUGCAAAUUUGGGGAGCAGCCCGUAUUUUGAACACAAAUUUCCAGUGCCUCAGAGCGGGAGAGAGGCUGUCGCUCAAAACUGGAUGGUGGCGCCAGACUACAAAUUUGACAGCCUCGAAGCCAGGGUAUAUGGCACAAACAUAGAAGUCCGUUGCGUGUAUAUGACGGAUGAAUUCUUGAUACAGCGGACUUUGGGGAAAUUCUCCGGCGACCGGGAAGAAGUGCUUGGAUAUGUUGGGCGAUAUGACAUCUCCAGUUUCAACAAUCGCGUUGAUGCAAAGAUCGUACAAACGGUCGAUGAGAAACUGAAGAUCACCCCCUGGACUGUGGAGGGUCUUGUAGGAGCUCCAAGUUCCCAAUUCUUCUUCAUUACUGAUCACAAUCCCGACUUGCGGCAAAGCUCAGAUUCGGCCACCGUGCUGAAGUGCUUCUACACCGGUCAUGAACUCAUGACAAACAUCGUGGCACGAAACGGCGUUCUCGAAAUUAAAGACGGGAAGCCGAGACCUGGCAAUAUAGCGGACCGGGUAAGGUCAAAAACAAUGGAGGCAGUCAUGCAAGCACUUAAAAAUACAAACGGUACACUGAGCAAAGCCGUGGCUGAUAUGAGAUCAGCUCAGGUAGAAGAAGCAAGAAGAAGCGGGAAAACUCGGGACAGUGACAUGGCUCGAUUAAUGGUCCAGGAUGUCUUAGGAGACUUGGCCCAGGCAUACUGGAGCUUGGUGCGGCAACGUGUUGAGACGUCGAUUGGCAUGCAAGCCUUCGAUGGUAGUCCCGUGGGAUUGACCGCAUACAGCCACGGACGGCUGCAUGGGACAUACACACGCCUCGGAGGAUCUGGCUGGGGAAUGAUCAUGCCGUGCUUGCUACUUUUCUUGCCAAUCGUCGCGUUGGGUCGUUUGUUGUUACUUGCAAUCUAUGGAUUGACUCGUCCCGACUCCUGGCAAGCGUUGCCGCAAUACGGAGAGGACGAUAUUGACUAUGUUGACACGCCGCCUCCCGUGCCACCGCCAAAGGACGACGAUGACGAGCCGCCGCCGCCUUACGCGGUCCGGCUGCAUGAUUUACAGGCAGAAGCUUGUCAAUAG